AUGCCAAACUGUCCCAGAUUAGCCGAUCCUCAACCAGUUAUCAUAACAAUAAAGAAUGCAGCUGAACUGAAAUUAUCAAACUAUGAUACAUCACUCGGUACAGUUACAGAGAUAUCAUGUUUAGGAUAUCCAGAGUAUAUCCCAAUAGGACCCAAAUCAUUAAAAUGUUUAUCAUCUGGUUCAUGGAAUGAUAGCAUACCAACAUGUGAGGCUGCACGAUUUGUUACUUCUACUACUACCACAAUAGAAGAAUCGGAUCCAACUGUUCUAGUAGAUAGUGAUAUCAGUAUGCUACCUAUAAUAUGUGUUGCUGUGCUGUUAGCUUUAGUAUUUUUAGUACUAGUGAUAUUAGUUGCAUGUACUGUUCGAUUCUGGAAGAAACCGAAAUCACCACAAACUGAAGCCUCAACUUUUUCUGAACGAAAUAGUCAGCUUAGAAGAUCAGAACCAAAUCUGUAUUCACGACCACCUACUAUGUUUAACACACGUCAAUAUGCAGAUUCCUGGGAUUCUGUGUCUGUGGAUUUUGAUCGACGAGGUGGAGCAGUGCCAGAUGGCGACGCUGGUUAUGAUUUCAUAUAUAAUGGUUCCAUUGUUACUGCUAUUAAUAGUAACACCGGUAAUGGAAGACCUGAUUAUAGAAAUUCAUCACCCAAACACUGGUCAAACAGUUUCUCAACUCAUGCCUAUCGUGAACCUAAACAAGGUUUGCAAAACCGCCCACAUCCUGACUAUUAA
Messenger RNA from Lottia gigantea (owl limpet), 738 nucleotides. RefSeq lists its product as hypothetical. The transcript has 4 exons. Lineage: Eukaryota; Metazoa; Mollusca; Gastropoda; Lottiidae. The coding region runs from base 1 to 738 and encodes 245 amino acids. The record is from RefSeq and is a predicted model, not a curated record.